Messenger RNA from Ochotona curzoniae (black-lipped pika), 3130 nucleotides. It is a transcript of the gene EXOC2, whose product is annotated as exocyst complex component 2. The record is from RefSeq and is a predicted model, not a curated record. The transcript has 29 exons. Gene Ontology annotation, biological process: Golgi to plasma membrane transport; exocytosis. The coding region runs from base 132 to 2909 and encodes 925 amino acids. Lineage: Eukaryota; Metazoa; Chordata; Mammalia; Lagomorpha; Ochotonidae. Gene Ontology annotation, cellular component: exocyst.
UCAUGGCAGUCGGCGGCCAGUGAGCGCAGGACUGCCAGGGCUGGGGACCCGGUGUUUGCGGGGAUCGGCGGCGACAGGCGGGCUGGAGGCUACUUCUGUAACUGGAUCGCCAGUUUGAGCCAGGAAGCGCCAUGUCUCGGGUACGACAGCCUCCGCUCGUGACAGGCAUCUCUCCCAACGAAGGCAUACCAUGGACCAAGGUCACCAUCCGAGGGGAAAACCUGGGCACAGGUCCCACAGACCUCAUAGGCCUGACGAUCUGCGGACACAACUGCCUCCUCACGGCGGAAUGGAUGUCGGCGAGCAAGAUCGUGUGCCGCGUGGGGCAGGCCAAAAACGACAAAGGAGACAUCAUUGUCACAACUAAGUCGGGUGGCAAAGGGACCUCCACGGUGUCGUUCAAACUGCUGAAACCCGAAAAAAUAGGCAUCUUGGAUCAGUCGGCCGUGUGGGUGGACGAGAUGAAUUACUAUGACCUGCGCACCGACAGGAAUAAAGGCAUGCCCCCCUUAUCCCUGCGCCCUGCCAAUCCUCUCGGCAUUGAGAUCGAAAAGAGCAAGUUUCCGCAGAAAGACCUGGAGGCGCUGUUCCACGGAAUGAGUGCCGACUUCACCAGUGAGAACUUCUCAGCCGCCUGGUAUCUGAUCGAGAACCACUCCAGCACCAGCUUUGAGCAGCUCAAGAUGGCUGUGGCCAACCUCAAGCGGCAGGCCAACAAGAAGAGCGAGGGCAGUCUGGCGUGCGUCAAGGGCGGGCUCAGCACCUUCUUUGAGGCCCAAGACGCCCUCUCAGCCAUCCAUCAAAAACUAGAAGCGGAUGGAACGGAAAAAGUCGAAGGGUCCAUGACGCAGAAACUGGAGAAUGUUCUGAACAGAGCGAGCGACACCGCGGACGCGCUCUUCCAGGAGGUGCUGGGCCGGAAGGACAAGGCGGAUUCCACCAGGAACGCCCUCAACGUGCUGCAGCGGUUCAAGUUCCUGUUCAACCUGCCCCUGAGCAUCGAGAGGAACAUCCAGAAGGGUGAUUACGAUGUGGUUAUUAACGACUAUGAAAAGGCCAAAUCACUCUUUGGGAAAACGGAGGUGCAAGUUUUCAAGAAAUACUACGCUGAGGUAGAAACGCGGAUCGAAGCUUUGAGGGAAUUACUGCUGGAGAAGUUGCUCGAGACGCCAUCAACACUGCAUGACCAGAAGCGUUACAUCAGGUAUCUGUGCGACCUCCACGCGCCCGGCGACCCGGCCUGGCAGUGCAUCGGGGCGCAGCACCGCUGGAUCCUGCAGCUCAUGCACGGCUGUAGGGAGGGCUACGUGAAGGACCUGAGAGGUAACCCCGGGCCGCACAGCCCCAUGCUGGACCCCGAAACCGAUGCCCGCCCCUCCUUGGCACUGGCCCACCUCGCCCAGACGGCAUCACUCAAGAGGGGCAGCAGCUUCCAGUCUGGGCGGGAUGACACCUGGAGAUACAAAACUCCCCACAGGGUGGCGUUUGUUGAAAAGUUGACCAAGCUUGUGUUAAGUCAGCUGCCCAACUUCUGGAAGCUCUGGAUUUCCUAUGUUAAUGGAAGCCUCUUCAGCGAGACUGCCGAGAAGUCAGGCCAGAUUGAACGAGCCAAGAAUGUGAGGCAGAGACAAGGCGAGUUCAAGAAAAUGAUCCAGGAGGUGAUGCAGUCCCUGGUGAAGCUGAUCCGCGGGGCUCUGCUGCCGCUCAGCAUCCGGGAAGCGGAGGCCCGGCAGUACGGAGGCUGGGAGCUCAAGGCCGAGCUGUCAGGCCAGUGGCUGGCUCACGUCAUCCAGACGCUGAGGCUGACCUAUGAGUCCCUGGCUGCCCUCGAAAUCCCCAAUGACAUGCUGCAGAACAUCCAGGACCUCGUCCUGGACCUGCGCGUGCGGUGCGUGAAAAUCACCUUGCAGCACACGGCCGAAGAAGUGAAGAGACUGGCCGAGAAGGAAGACUGGGCUGUCGGCAACGACGGAUUGACUUCUCUGCCGUGCCAGUUUGAACAGUGCAUCGCACACUCCCUGCAGUCGCUGAAAGGUGUCCUUGAGUGCAAACCUGGAGAAGCCAGCGUCUUUCAGCAGCCCAAGACGCAGGAGGAGGUUUGCCAGCUGAGCAUCAACAUCAUGCAGGUUUUUAUAUACUGUCUGGAACAGUUGAGCACCAAGCCAGAUGCAGAUCUAGACACUACGCAUCUCUCCGUUGAUGUCUCCUCCCCCGAUUUGUUUGGAAGUAUCCAUGAAGAUUUCAGCCUGACUUCAGAACAGCACCUGCUGAUAGUCCUGAGUAACUGCUGCCACCUGGAGCGCCGCACCUUCCUCAGCGUAGCCGAACACUUCGCCAAGCACGACUUCCAGGGCGUGGAGAAAAUAACGCAGGUUAGCAUGGCUUCGUUGAAAGAGCUGGACCAGAGACUCUUUGAAAACUACAUUGAGCUGAAAGCAGACCCCAUUGUGGGCUCCUUGGAACCUGGAAUUUAUGCCGGAUACUUUGACUGGAAAGACUGCCUGCCUCCAACAGGUGUCAGAAACUAUUUGAAAGAAGCAUUGGUGAAUAUCACUGCCGUGCAUGCAGAGGUCUUCACCAUUUCCAAAGAGCUGGUGCCCCGCGUGCUGUCGAGGGUGGUGGAGGCGGUGUCCGAGGAGCUGAGUCGGCUGAUGCAGUGUGUGUCGUCCUUCAGCAAGAACGGAGCCCUGCAGGCAAGACUUGAAAUCUGUGCCCUGCGGGAUACCGUGGCCAUUUACCUGACAUCCGAAAGCAGGUCCAGUUUCAAGCAAGCCCUGGAAGCCCUGCCUCAGCUUGCCAGCGGAGCAGAUAAAAAGUUCCUGGAGGAGCUGCUCAACAAGUUCAAAAGCAGCAUGCACCUGCAGCUCACCUGUUUCCAGGCUGCUGCUCCAGCCACGAUGAAGACCUAGACUGGCAAGAGAAGGGCAGGACCCACAGAUGCUGUGAAGUGGAACGCCCCUGGACCGGCAUUGUGGCACAGUGGGUUGGACUGCCGACAUCCCCUGGGAGCACCAGCACAGGUCUCGGCCAUACUUCUGAUCCGGCUCCCUGCUAACAUGCCUGGGAAAAUGACGGCAGCUGGCCUCCAUGGGAGACCUGCGUGGAGUGCCAGGCUCCUGGUUUCAGCCUG